CAAGCCACUUCUUCUCACUAAAGUACAGUUGUAACGUGAUCCUGAAUGUUGUGUAACGAAAAAAAAAUAUCACUACAUCAAGGCACAUACACACUGUGUUAUGUUUAAAUUCAUUUACCUGCUAUGGAUCUUUCCCCUGAAAGUUUAAACAUAUUUAUUUAAAGAUGCGACUCUACUAUAAUAGAAACGACCCAGGCGUAGAAACGGCUCAAGCGUAGAAAAGACUCGAGCGUAGAAUACUUAAAAUUGAUAGCUGGAGAUUUGUGGAUUUGUUUCUAACAAUCAUGGGUCUACGUUGGGCUAUUCUACACAGUAUAGUCCUCCUGAUCUGUUUAGUCAGAGAAUCGACACAGCAGGUCCGAAUAAAUAUAUUCACAAUAUCUGUAAAACCCAAUACCGCCGGGGAUACAGCCUCAUAUUAUUGCGAAGUGGACAACUUUAACACGUCACUGCCGCCACCAAUAUCUUUCACCUUCUUCGCCAUCUCAAGGAAAACGUUCAACGAAUCAGAGUUCUCGAGACUUGUUUUGAUAGAGCCGCCAAAGGACAGUAGCGUUCCUAAGCUUACCACAUUGUUUCCACCUUCAAAGCGAUGGACAGCUUCACUCGAAACUGCAGAUUUGAAUUCAUCCUCAUUGAGUGUCAAGCUGACAAUAAAAGAUUUUCAAUGCGAGGAUGUUGGCUUAUAUAGAUGCUUAAUAGCAGUUCAUAACGAAACAGACUUGUAUCAGACGAAUGGUAGCAACUUCACAGCUACAGCCUCAGUGACGAUUGACUUAAGUUUGGAACCAUACAAUGGAACUGAGGAGUUCUCAUCUACAAAUCAAGCUGGAACAAAUGUUACAUUGACUUGCAAUGUCACAGGACCACCAAACACAAAGAUUGUUUGGAAAUCGAAACAAAUGUCAUCAGAUGGAACAGGCUUUCAAGAGAAUCAUGUUGUUUUUAACCCUGAAACCUUUGAGACCCAGUUGACUAAUACAUCUGGCUGCGCCGUCAAGACCUAUUCCUCUAUACUUCACAAAACUCUACGGAAAGAGGAUAACGGAACCAUCUAUUACUGCUGGGCCACGGAUGCACAGGGCAAGGAAAUUGAUUUAAAACACUUCAUUACUUGGAUUCAGAGCAACGGUGCGAGCGUCUUAGAUACGAAACAAAGUUUAGCCGUGGUGCUCUUUGUUUGUAUCUUUAACUCUUUCUCUCCUAAAUGACGAUACCAAGGUUGAUUCCAUCAGAAUAUGGUAAAUAAUUACGGUGAGAAAGAGUUAAAUCAUUUGCAACUUGCUAACUAUGCAAGGAUGUCUUAAAAUGCUGGAAGUUAUAUAAUUAAAUCAUUUAUCAAAUAUUUUGUUUCAUUAAGUUGUGUAAUUAUAAAUGUCACUUUUAAACUUUCAACUAGGCGUAUUGUUCCUAAAGUAAAGUUUUUAUUUAAAAAAAAGGAAAUAAAAGAAAUAUUUCUAU
Biomphalaria glabrata is the source of this 1461-nucleotide messenger RNA. RefSeq lists its product as uncharacterized. The record is from RefSeq and is a predicted model, not a curated record. Lineage: Eukaryota; Metazoa; Mollusca; Gastropoda; Planorbidae. The coding region runs from base 285 to 1211 and encodes 308 amino acids. The transcript is spliced from 5 exons.